Silurus meridionalis is the source of this 4406-nucleotide messenger RNA. Its product is annotated as ferroxidase HEPHL1-like. The transcript has 19 exons. NCBI's taxonomy places the organism in Eukaryota, Metazoa, Chordata, Actinopteri, Siluriformes, Siluridae. The record is from RefSeq and is a predicted model, not a curated record. Bases 111 to 3356 code for a protein of 1081 amino acids. Gene Ontology annotation, molecular function: oxidoreductase activity; copper ion binding. Gene Ontology annotation, biological process: iron ion transport. Gene Ontology annotation, cellular component: plasma membrane.
UCUAGAUAAAACUCCUGUCAACGCUGCUGCGUGCUUCAGCUGCCUCAUUCAGCGGUUCACCCUGAGCAAUAACCAGAAGGUCUCUCAGCUCAUCUGCGACGCUUCCUACAAUGAAUGCACGCAUUUGGACUUUCUGUGUGGCGUUUCUCAGCGUGCUCAGCUUGUCUUUAUGUCUCCAAAGGACAUAUUACAUAGCGAUCCGUGAGGAGGACUGGGAUUAUGCACCAAGUGGACUCAAUGUGAUCAGUGGCGUUCCAAUCAAAAGUGACCCGCAUGCCUCCGUGUUUCUGGAUGCUGGUCCAACCCGGAUCGGUAGAGUGUACAAAAAAGCAGUCUUUAAGCAGUACACAAGUGAGAGUUUCUCCACCGAGAUCCCUAAGCCAGAUUGGCUGGGCUUCCUCGGACCUGUGAUCCGUGCAGAAGUGGGUGAUGUCAUCAUAGUUCACAUGAAGAACUUUGCAUCACGCAAUUAUUCCAUCCAUCCUCAUGGUGUCUUCUAUGAAAAGGAUUCCGAAGGCGCCCUGUAUCCAGAUAGAACAUCUGGUCGGUAUAAAAAAGAUGAUGCUGUGGGUCCUGGUGAAUCCUAUACAUACACUUGGAAAGUGACUCAAGAGUUUGCACCAACCGAAUCUGACCCCACCUGCCUGACAUGGAUCUACCACUCCCAUGUGGAUGCACCUAGAGACAUUGCGUCAGGACUUAUCGGGGUUCUACUCACCUGCAAUAAAGGUACUCUGGACCACUCUGGAAUUCGACGAUCUGAUGUGGAUCAGGAAUUCUUCCUGAUGUUUAGUGUGGUAGAUGAAAAUCUGAGUUGGUAUAUGGAUGCAAACAUUCACAGGUUCAGCCCUGAGGCUGUGCAUCUUAAAGACGAUGAGGAUUUUCAGGAGUCCAACCUCAUGCACUCAAUCAACGGUUACGUUUAUGGUAACCUCCCACCGUUAAAUGUCUGCCUCGGACGCACCGUGUCUUGGCAUCUGUUUGGCAUCGGCAACGAAGUAGAUAUUCAUUCUGCCUACUUUCAUGGGCACACCCUGCUCGAGCGUGGUCACCGCACUGAUGUGCUCAGCCUAUUUCCUGCCACUUUUGUCACAGCAAAAAUGGUUCCCAUGACAACAGGAAAGUGGAUGUUAAGUUGCCAGGUUAAUGACCAUAUGCAAGCAGGUAUGCAGGGCUUCUUUAAUGUGUCUGUGUGUGAGAAGGGCGAUACUGCACCCACAGCGCCUCCUGGCCGUGAGAGACAUUUCUUCAUUGCUGCUCAGGAGGAGAUUUGGAAUUACGCCCCCUCUGGAAUUAACAGUUUCACAAAUGAACUGCUGGAUAAGGAAGGAAGUGAUGCUGCUGAAUUCUUCACCAAAACGGAAGGCAGGCUGGGUGGGAGUUACUGGAAAGUCAGAUACAUUGCAUACAAUGAUGAUACAUUUACCACUAAGCUUGAACGGCAUGGCUCAGAACAUCAUCUCGGCUUUCUAGGUCCAGUCAUUCGAGGGGAACCUGGAGAUGUCAUUGUAGUAACCUUUCGGAAUAUGGCAUCACAUAACUUCAGCUUGCAGCCUCAUGGUCUGUCGUAUGAUAAAGUUUAUGAAGGGGCCUUGUAUCAAGAUGGUUCUUUGAAAGCAGGGGCCAUGGUGGCACCAGAUCAGACAUUUACAUAUAAAUGGCGGGUGCUAGAAGGCCCCUCGCCCAGUGACCCACCCUGCUUGUCGUACCUGUACUUCUCGGCUACAGAUUCCAUUCAUGACACCAUCUCUGGUUUGGUGGGACCGCUACAGGUGUGCAAGAAAGGAGUCCUGGAUGAGAGCGGUCGGCAGCAUAUAGGGCACGAGGUGCAGAAAGAGUUUUUUCUCCUCUUCACCGUGAUAGAUGAAAAUGAAAGUUGGUACUUGCAGAAGAAUAUUGAGCAGUUUGGCAGUGAUGCGUCAGACACCGAUAGCCAGAUAUUUCAGGAGAGCAACAAAAUGCAUUGUGUAAAUGGUUUCAUGUAUGGGAACCUUCCUGGCCUUGAUUUGUGUGAAGGGGACCAUGUUGUGUGGCACAUGCUCGGCUUGGGCACAGAAGUGGAUCUCCAUGGUGUUUAUUUCCAGGGAAACACGUUUCAGCGGGGCGGCACUACGCAUGACACACUAAGCCUGUUCCCUCACACCAGCGUCACUGUCUCAAUGGUACCAGACAACGACGGUGUUUUUGGGCUGAGCUGCCGUACAACCGAUCACUACAGAGGUGGUAUGCGUCAAAAGUACACAGUCAAACGCUGCACCGCGAGCCAAAAGCCUGGAUCGGACGUCACUACCUUCCAACCUGAUGUGUAUUUCUACUUGGCUGCCGAAGAAGUGGUGUGGAACUACGCCCCAGACCGGACAUGGGAGUUCGAGAAACAUCACACGACUCUACGUGACAGCCCUGGAAAAGUUUUCCUCGAAAAGUCCAAGCUCCGGAUUGGCCCUGAAUAUACAAAGGUAGUCUACCGCCAGUACACAGAUGAUACCUUUACAAAAGAGAAGCCCAGAGGUCCUGAUGAAGAGCAUCUUGGCAUUCUGGGUCCUAUUCUCAGGGUGGAGGUUGGCGAGAAGGUCCAGGUUGUGUUUAAGAACAAAGCCGAAAGGCCAUAUUCAAUUCACGCUCAUGGUGUAAAGGCCAGUGAGCAACAUCUAUCACCUGUUUCUCCAGGUAAUGUUAUGAGAUAUAACUGGACUAUCAGUUCACAACCUGGAAGAACUGAGCCCAACUGCAUAACCUUUGCAUACUACUCAUCAGCGGACUUCCCCAAGGAUCUGGCAAGUGGUUUGGUUGGACCAUUGAUAGUGUGCCGUAAAGGGACUCUAGACGAAGCCAGGCGGAGGAAGGAUGUUGACAAAGAAUUUGCACUGCUAUUCAUGGUGUUCGAUGAAAAUGAAUCAUGGUAUCUAAAUAAAAAUAUAGAAAAAUACCUGAAUGUGGACCCAACAACUGUAGACGUACACGAAGAUGAAUUUCUAGAGAGUAACAUGAUGCAUGGUAUCAAUGGAAAGCUGUAUGCUAACCUGCAUGGUUUGACAAUGCAGCAGGGAGAUCGGACCGAGUGGUAUUUAAUGGGGCUGGGGAACGAGAUUGAUAUGCAUACAGUACACUUUCAUGCUCAGAGCUUCAUAUACAAGACUGAUUUCCCCCACAGAGCCGACGUAUAUGACUUGUUCCCCGGGACAUUUAAAACAAUAGAACUGGUUGCUGGAACUCCUGGAACGUGGCUCCUUCACUGCCACGUGACGGACCACAUUCAUGCCGGCAUGGAGACAACCUUUACUAUCAACGGCUGUACAUGUUUGCGGAGUUUUUCACAGCUGCUACUACUAAUCACAGUGACCAUCUGGCUCCAGUGACUCAGAAGAGACUUUUGAGGAACCAUUCAGCAUGAACUGCCCUCCAAACAUGUGGUUUCAAUGUGGACAAGUGGGAGGCAGAAAAGUACACUAUACAUAAAUGCACUAGACAUGAUGCUAUUUAAUGAACAAAUCAUGUUCUUUUUAAGGACAAAAUCGCCAAGCUGGCAAAGACAAGGGACUUCUUGAGAAUGCCUUACAUCCAUUACUCCUAUGCAUGCAUACAGUUCUCGAUUUUUUGUAAUGAACGAGAGGAAGAAUGAACAAUGGCAGAGCUGGGAAAUUAUUUCAGGAAGAGGAAAUGAAAGAAAUUAAUUUUUUUUUUACAAACACUGAAAUAAUUAAGGAAGAACAACUAAAAUUGCUGUGAUUUUGAUUUUAACUUUCAUAUACCAUGUUCUCAUUCACUGAACCUAACAUGCUUAGAGUUUAUUUAAAGUAUUGAGCCAGUAAGACCAAUUCAAACCCCUAAGUGUUGCACAUAAGCAGUAUAUGCAAUACAUCUAAGAGUUUGAUAUGUAACUUUGUUGUUUGCUUGGGUUUUUUUUUCAUCUUUGGAUAUACAGCGCACUGUUACUUUUCAAGCUCAAAUCAAAUUUGCACAUCUAUGAGUACUUGCUUUGUUGUUAAAAAGGAAGUACUCUACAAUAAACUUUAUUUACUAUACAGUACAGUAUGUUCUAAAUAUGUUCCAUUCACAACACCCAUUGAACACCUUUGGAUUGAAUGUGAACGCUGACUGCACUCAGGCCUAAUGUCCUUGUGCCUGAAUAAAUCUCACACAAAACUCCACAAGCACACUCCAUAAUCUAAGUCAACAUCUAGAAGUUAUUGUAAACAGCAAAUGACUACUAAAUGUGGAAUGGGAUGUUUAUAAAGCACAUAUGUAUCUUAUCUUUUGUCUAUUUAGUGUUAGAGUACACGUGUUAAAGCACCAUCAAUGCUGUGCAUCAAGUAUCAAUGUCUCAUGUAUAUCAUUGAUAAUGUCCAAUGUGAUGAUGAAAAGGAGAGAAAAAAUAAAUAAAUAAAAUGUACAUGUACCAAUGUGAA